AUGACUAUAAAGGAUAGUUUGCCUCAUUUGAAGAAGAUAGUGAAGUAUCUCCCGGAGACUGAGGAGCCACUGGAUACUGAAAUGAGAGAGAGAGGAGUAAUAACCUGGGAGGAAUUCAUGGAGCUGGGAAAGGAUGUGAAGGAUGAUGAGUUAAGUGAUAGAGUAUCAGCCAUUAAACCAGGACACUGUGCCACUCUCAUAUACACAUCAGGUACCACUGGACCUCCUAAAGGGGCAAUGCUGUCUCAUGAUAAUAUUGUGUUUACUGGUAAAGCCAUCACUAAAAGCUGUGGAGGAUCACACGAGGAUAGAGGUGUUAGUUUCCUUCCCUUAAGUCACAUUGGUGGUCAGAUGUCUGAUCUCAUUGGUCCUGUUAUCUGUGGAUCAUGUGUUUGCUUUGCUCAACCUGACGCUCUAAAAGGAUCACUGAGGGACACACUACUGGAAGUUCAUCCAACUGGGAUACUUGCUGUCCCAAGGGUAUGGGAGAAAUUCAAAGAAGCAGCUGAAACUCAGUUUCAGUCUAUUGGUGGAGUCAAGAAGUUUAUAAUAAGGAAAGCAAUG
Amphimedon queenslandica is the source of this 564-nucleotide messenger RNA. RefSeq names its product long-chain-fatty-acid--CoA ligase ACSBG2-like. The transcript has 6 exons. The record is from RefSeq and is a predicted model, not a curated record. The annotation marks the transcript as partial. Gene Ontology annotation, cellular component: endoplasmic reticulum; membrane. Gene Ontology annotation, molecular function: long-chain fatty acid-CoA ligase activity. Lineage: Eukaryota; Metazoa; Porifera; Demospongiae; Haplosclerida; Niphatidae.